AUGACGUAUGGGCGUGAGAUGUUGCUCUUUCGUGAUGAGUGCUACUUUGAGGACGGCCUGAUUGUGACGAUUCACCGCUACAUGCUCACGGUGCAGGAAAUGCUCGCCCUCGUUGGGCUCGCCGGCUGCGAACACCAGCCGCAGGCGCAAAAGCGCAUCGAGGAUAUUACGGCCGAACGUGAGAACUUCUACGCGGCUAGAAAGGUCCGGGUGGACAUGCACACCCGCGCGACGCUGCCGUUGCUGGAUUUUACCUUUUGCAAUAUUUCCGACCCACUGCAGCUGCUGCAGGUGCAGCCUGUCACCGGCAAACCCCACGUCUCGCGCGUGCUGCAGCCGGCCGUUGAGCCUCACUUCGCCCAGGGCGUCUUCUUGAAUCAGCAGAGUGACCCCAGCCGGCCGCAGAAGGAGCAGCGGGUGAUCGUAAGGGCCCGCAACAAGCAGGGGGAUGAGGAGGUGUACGAGUUUGUGGAAAACACCAAGUCGCGUUUCGGGUUCCUGCACGACAAUAAAGGGGGCAUGGAGAACGCGCUUGAUGGCCUCGCGGGAAAGUUGAAGACCACCUACGACGCCACCAACGUGCGAAUCAGCGCCUGCGGAAUGGUGUCGACGGAACGGCUUGUGCCGGUGCUGCGCCGGCUUGUGAUGAACGCCAUUAUGACGAUACGGUCGCUGGACCUGAGCGGCAACAACAUCAGCGUUCUCUCGGAUCUCUCGCUCCUGCCGCUGCAGCACCUCUACCUGCACCAGAACAACAUCACGGACUGGGCGCAGGUGGAAAGCAGGGUCUGCCCCCUCCCGCUGCUCUCCGCCGUGACGCUGCACGGCAACCCGCUGGCGGAGACAGACCCGCACUACUGGACUUCGGCCUUGUCGCGGCUGCUGCGUCACCCGAAGCGCGUCGUUAAGCUGCGGCAGCUUGACUUCGUCACUCUCACGCUGCAGGACUACAACAUGGCGGGGGCCUUUGAGCUCUUUGAGACGGGAAACCCGAAGCUGCUGGAGGCGGCGCGUGGAAGGAAGCCCGGGACGAACGGCCUCGUUCCCUAA
Molecule: messenger RNA, 1050 nt
Organism: Trypanosoma conorhini
Lineage: Eukaryota; Euglenozoa; Kinetoplastea; Trypanosomatida; Trypanosomatidae
Exons: 1
Coding region: 1-1050 (349 amino acids)
Molecular function (GO): protein binding
Source: RefSeq, a predicted model, not a curated record